CGUCGUCGGGUUCGUAGCGUGGGUUCGGUUUGCUGUGUGUUUUCUACACGCACUCGAGCCCAUUUGCGCAUGUAAAAAGGAGGAGAGAAGAAGCGGGUGUACGCGCGUGUGUAUACCAGCCCCCUGAGCAAUACUGCCGUGCCGGGUGCCUAGUGCUGUGUGAUUGUUGUGAAAAGUGUGACAGCCUCCUGUGCGAACGAGCUGCCUGUCAUCCGAACUUGGGCUGAAUAAGAUGUAGAGAUUCACUGUAGAGAACACUGAGAAAAGGAACGAUAGCGAGAGAAAGAAGAGUGGUCGUCCCGUAAGGAGCGUGCGCGAUUGGCAACUCACGCGCACAGGGGGUGGAUGGAUCUCGGUGUCUAGUAUGAACUGGCGCUGCUGCUGACUGAACCCCCAGCAGGAGAGUUUCCCCUGCAGCAGCAGACCAGCAACAACGCUUCGGUCAUGGUUGCUAAUACUCUGGGUUGCAGCCCUGAGUCCGGGGUGCCGGACAUGACGGUCAUCAGCGACAUCGACGAGAGGGGCAUCAAUCGAAAUCUGCAGAUCCGCUACGGUCGCGACGAGAUUUACACGUACACGGGAUCGAUCCUGGUUGCCGUGAACCCGUACAAGGAGGUCGAUUUUUACACCCUGAAACACGUGCAGCGCUAUCAUGGCCAAAAAAUGGGUGCCCUCGAGCCGCACGUGUUCGCCCUGGCCGAGGCGGCCUACCGCUCGCUCAAGGACACCGGUGGCAACCAGUCCUGCGUGAUAUCGGGCGAGAGCGGCGCCGGCAAAACCGAGACGACUAAAUUCAUACUGCAGUACUUGUGCUCGGUGACGAGCAACGUCGACACCUGGGUCGAGCAGCAGAUCCUCGAGGCCAACACGAUACUGGAGGCUUUCGGCAACGCCAAGACGGUGCGCAACGACAACAGCUCGCGCUUCGGCAAGUUCAUGCAGGUGUGCUUCGACAGCAAGUGGAUGAUCAGGGGCUGCAUCAUUCAGGACUACCUGCUGGAGCAGAGCCGCAUCACCUUCCAGAGCGCGGGCGAGCGCAACUACCACGUGUUCUACCAGCUGGUGGAGGGCGCCGGUCGCGACCGGGAGUUCGCCGAGCAGUACCGGCUCAAGCCGGCGAGCUUCUACAAGUACCUUAGCCAGUCGGGCGAGCAGCCGGACAGUCUCGACGACGCCAAGAAGUUGGACGCGCUGCGGCUGGCCUUCAACGUGCUGCAAGUGCCGGCGGACAUGUGCGACGGCAUCUACCGCGUGAUCUCGGCUAUCCUCUGGCUCGGCAACCUCAGCUUCCAGGACGUCGACGGCGAGCGCUGCGAGCUGACCGCCGAGGACCGCGCGAUCGUCGAGACCGUCGCGCCGCUGCUGGGAUUGCAGGCCGAGGACCUCGCCAGGAUAGUUCUACAGCGCGAGAUCAACGUGCGCGGCAACAUCACCGAGAUCCCGCUGCGGCUGCAGGAGGCCAAGGAGAACAGACACGCCAUGUCCAAGGCCCUCUAUUCCAGAACCUUCGCUUGGCUCAUCAAUCACAUCAACAACUGCACCAAUCCGGGCCAGGACAUCUCCAGGUUCCUCGGUGUCCUCGACAUCUUCGGCUUCGAAAACUUCGCCACCAACAGCUUCGAGCAGCUCUGCAUCAACUACACCAACGAGAAGCUGCACAAGUUCUUCAACCACUACGUUUUCGCGCUCGAGCAGGAAUUGUAUCGCCAAGAGGAAAUUCAGUACUCGCACAUCACCUUCACGGACAACACCAGCUGCUUGGAGCUCAUCGAGAAGCCUCCGCGCUGCGUUCUCAAGCUCCUUACCGAGCAGUGCCACAUGCCCAAAGGCUCGGAUCUUGCCUAUCUCACCAAUUUGCACACGGAAUUCGAGAGCCACCCGUGCUACCUCAAGGGCGAGGAUCGGCGCAAGUGGGAGAAAGAAUUUGGCUUGAAGCAUUACGCUGGCUCGGUCACCUACUCCAUCGAGGGUUUCGUCGACAAGAAUCGUGAUGUGCAGCAGGACGUGUUUUUCGACUUCAUGACCAGAAGCCAAAAUGAGUUUGUCAAAGAGCUCACGGAUUUCCAGGACCUUCUUGGCUGCACCUACGGCCGAACCUCUAGUAACGCUACCACCCUCUCAAGGGGUACGUCUAAGGGGAAGCCGACUCUCUGCGAUACUUUUCGACAGCAACUUCAAGCCUUAGUCGAUGUGCUGCAAGGCACGACCCCUUGGUACGCGCGUUGCAUAAAGCCAAACAUGGACAAGAAAGCUAACCACUAUGACGAGAAGUUAGUGCUGGAUCAGCUUAGAUACCUGGGCAUGCUGGACAUCAUUCGAAUCAGAAAAGAGGGUUUCCCGACACACAUGACUUUCACUGACUUUUUGUCACGAUACCGCUGUUUGGAAAAGAGUAGAUUCGCUUUGCCCAAAGACGAAAAAGAGGCCGUUAGAACUUUAAUUAAAAAUAAGAAUGCAAUGCCAGCCGAGUGGCAAAUUGGCAAAAACAAAGUUUUUCUCAGGAAGACCGUUCAUGAGCCUCUCGAAGAUGCGAGGAAUCAAAUUAUUAAUAGUAAAGCUACGCUUAUUCAGAAGACGUGGAGAGGAUGUGUAGUCCGUAAAGGAUACCGGCGACAAAAGGAUGCCGCUUUAAAGAUACAGCACGCUUAUCGCGGCUGGAAAUCGCGCAUAAUAUUUUUGAAGAAGCGACGAGCUGCAAUAGUCAUACAGUCACAUUUGCGUGGAGUUUUUGCACGGGAAGUGGCGUCUGCAUUAAGGGAAUUGAGGCGCGUCGAGGAGGAGAUGCGGAAACGCGAAAGGCUUGAAGAAGAAAGACGACUUAUGGAAGACAAAAAGGCCCUUGAGGAGAGUCAGAGCAAUCAAUACAAUGGUAUGGCCGGUAUGGAGGCUGGAAAAGCGCAAGAGGAGAUUGCUGCUCUUUCGCAAAUGGCCGAGCAAUUUAAUUCCAAGAUGGCCAAUAACAAUAACAACAAUAGCAAUGGUCCAACUGCAGAAUCUGUGGAUCUUGACAAUCUGUUUUCUUUCCUAUCCGACGUACAAUCUUCAAAGACCAAUCAAAUUAUAGAGGAAAUAGAUCAACAAAUCACCGAAUUGGUAGAAAACCUCGAUAUAGAACUUGAAUCAGUGAUACAACAGGAGCUUGAGAAAAAUAAUAAGACCAAAGAGAAACCACUAGAAGAAAAGACUGCAGUCAUCGAAGAAAAUAUUGUUACUGGACAGAAGAAAGGGCCGAGUUUGCCUGAGCCGACUGGGCCACCUCCGCCUCCACCGCCACCACCUCUUCAAUUUGCCAAUGGAAUGACCAACGGAGCAACAAUGCCAAAAAAACAAGAGCCAAUUUAUGAGUCAGUUCGUCUCUGGGAUGAAAAUGGACCGUCUAGUCCAGUCAUAGUAAAUGGUAAUGGGAUUCAUACUAAUGGCCAUCUUCCUGAAGAAGUACAUACCAUACCAUCACCGACAAUUGCCAAAGAAUCUCAAGAAAUCAAAAAGGUUGCUCCUGUAACACAGCCAUCUCAGCUUGAACAGAAGAAUAUUAUCUCUAAUAAUAAUCACAACCAAAUGUUAAAUUACGUUAAUAAUCAAACGCAUCUACAACAAAAUGGCCACAAUAACUCGGCACAACAAACGCAUAUUACACAACAACUACAGCAGCAACAACAACAACAGCAGCAGCAGCAGCAGCAGCAGCAGCAAACAUCGCAAAAACAAUUGCAGCAGCAACACGCACAAAAACAAAUACAACAUCAACAACAACAACAACAAAUUACACAAAAACAACUACAACACCAAGCACAAAAACAAUUGCAACACCAGCAACAAUUGUUGAAACAACAAUUGCAGCAGCAGCAACAUUUGCAACAGCAACAACUGCAAGCAAAUCACAAGCAAGAACAAGAGACAACAAAGGAUCAGCAACAGCAACAGUCUGUAGAACGUGAACAGAGACGUAAAUGUCGCGUAGACCGAAAGCUGCAAGAACUUGAGGAGAGAAAAACUGAAGUUACAGAAGGAGGUGAAAAUUAUCACGACAUUGUUGAAUUUGCACAGAAUUAUUUCAACAGUCACGAGCGCUCACCCGAAGGCACAAUAAUGGCCACGCUCACGAGGAAAUCAAAAGGAAAGAGUUUGGAAUGUAUUCCAAAGUAUGAAAUGGUCACAUAUUACAAAGGAGCAACAAUCCCCAAUUCACACAUUCAUCUGUACGAUCCGGAUAAUGUUAACGUAGCAUGCACAGUUUUUAGGGAUCUUUGUAAAUAUCUUCGAGGUGAAAUGAAAUUGGACCAAGAAAUCACAGCUAUACAAACUAUAACAGGUUUCGGCAUAGAGAGAGAGGAGCUGCGUGAUGAAAUUCUGGUACAAUGCAUGCGUCAAGCAACCAAUAAUCCGAAUCCCGAAUGGGCUGAGCGUGUCUGGCUUCUACUGUGUUUGGCAAUCGUAGCUUUUCAGCCUAGCAAAUUGCUAUACAAGUAUUUUGUGUCUUUUCUCAAGAAGAAUUUGGCACUCGAAGGGAAAUUGCGACAGUAUGUGCAAUGGUGUCUUGACAAUUGUAAAAAUACCAAAGUCUCGUGCCGACAAUAUCCUCCGUCAACCGUUGAGAUUGCUGCCAUGAGAAGAUUAGGAACGAUCGUGUGUCGAUUUUUCUUCUUGGAUGGUAGGACAAAGGCUAUCGAUGUUCAUCCAACUGACACUGCAGCUGAUGCGGCUGCUAAGCUGGCUGAAAAAUUAGGAUUAAGAUCUCUCGAGGGAUGGGCUAUUUAUCAAAGUAGACCUGAUGGAGAAGAACACGUCAGAGCUCACGAUUAUUUAUACGAUGUUAUUGCUGCUUGGGAGAUGAAACAAUGCAAAUUAAAUACAACACAAUCUGGUUUUACGACAAUACGUAGAAACAAUCAAACUCUUGGAAGUGGUGACAAUCGUUUCAUAUUUAAGCGAAGACUUUUCCGAAACACACGAGAACUAUCUCAAGAUCCGGUUGAAGUCAACAUGCUCUAUGCUCAAGCGGUUUAUAAUGUUGUUAAGUGUGACGAUUUCCCGAUAACCGAGAAGGUAGCGCUACAACUUGCUGGACUGCAGGCUCAAGUGAUGUUAGGAGAUCCAAAGGAUAACGACCGAUUAGAUUACUACAGCGAAAUCGAGACAUUUUUACCAUACAGAAUCAGCCGCGCUCGCGGCGACGAUGUUUGGGUGCCAAUACUUGCCCAAGCACAUCGACAAUAUGGCUCUGGUCGCCUCGAACUUACAGCCAAAGUGCUCUACUUGUCUUGCGUCAUGCAAUAUCCCCUUUAUGGAACAACUAUGUACAACGUCACGUACCGCGGUUACUGGUCAUAUGGUAAUCAGCUGAUUCUAGGAGUGAACUGCGAGGGUCUCAUGUUGAUCAAACCUGAUGAUAAGUUUAUACUUUCCGAGUAUCGAUACCAAGACGUGGAAAGUAUUAUGUUGGACCCGAGUGAUUCAUUCAUAACAAUUUCAUUACUAAGAGGAGGAGGAGGAGGAGGAUCAGAAAGUACACACAAGUGUUUCGUUUUUGAGACGUCGCAGAAAAACGAAAUAGGCAGUUUGAUUGCCAGUUACUGUCCAGCUCUCGCAGGCUGGAUAACAGAUAAUGAAGGGCCAACUAAGAAACUGAAAAACAUAACUAAUGAAGAUAGAUUAAGGCUUUACCAUUACUUGAUCAAUUGUCGAAGGACUUUGGUCGAUUCGGAUGCUUUGAGAAAGCCACAAGACACUGGUGCUGGAUUCUUUAGGAAUACACUGAGAAGACUGUCGAAGCACAGAAUCGAGAAACUACGACAAGAACACGGAAGUGGAACCGAUCAAGGUGAAACUUACAAAGGGUUCCACUACGGUUACUGGGCGUUUAGUAGAAUGGCUCUCACUCAGAGUUUGACCAAGUUACCAGAAGCAGAAGAACAGGUGGCCUUGAGUGUCUUCCAAUUGAUUCUAACGUAUGCUGGUUUAGGUCAAAACGGUGAAAAUAUUCGACGCGCCGAAGACGAGCACGUGAAUCUCAUCCAAUCGAUAAUGGAACGUUGCAUGCGCAAAGAAGUGCUUCUGGGCGAGUUGUAUCUCCAGUUGAUCAAACAAACAACUGAUCAUCCAGAUCCUAACAGUCGAGUGAAUUUAAGGCACUGGGCCUUACUGUCAUUAGCUUGUUCGGUCAUUUUACCACCGCAGAAAAUUGUUAGAAAAUAUCUCAUCACUCAUCUGAAGCGAUGCGCUAGCGACUUCGUGACAGAAGAAGGUAAGUAUGCGAGAUUUGCAGAAAAGUGCUUAUAUAAAACUCAGGGAACAUGGAGAAGACAGUGGCCACCUAGCAGAGAAGAAAUUAUGUGCACUAUCAACAGAAGACCACUGUAUGCAAGAUUUCAUUUUAUGGACGGUCAGUAUCACGCUGUAGAAUUCCAUCCAUCAUCGACGGCAAGGGACGUUAUGGAAUUGAUCAAAAUCAAAAUUGGACUAGGUGAAAGUGCUUUAGGAUACGCAAUCUACGAAGUGCUUGGCACGUCUGACCGAGCGCUGUUACCUGACGAGAAAAUUGCAGAAGUCAUGUCUAAAUGGGAAAAAUAUAGAAAUUCUAACAAUUCAAGUCAAAAUACUCAGUCGCGAAAACAUGUGCAUCACUUCUUUUUGUUCAAGAAACACUUGUUUUUGGAUCAAUACAUGAAUCUCGAUGAUCCUGUUGAGAAAGAGUUACUCUAUCAUCAGGUUCUUCAUGACCUUCGUGCUGACCGUUUUCCAAUCACAGAAAAGGAAGCUAUGAUGUUAUCGGCUUUACAAGCUCAAGUGGAACUUGGAGACUGCGAAGACCACAUUACGGUACAGGAGUAUCAAUCUAUCGCCGGUCAUUGUCUACCUUCGCGCCUUGUACCAAAUCUCUGCUUGGAUGGCGUCGUACAACACCACCAAUCUUUACGCGGCAUGACACCUCCUGAAGCUAAAAAGGCUUUUCUCAAUUUGAUACAGUCGUGGCCGUUACAUAGAGCUACCAUUUUUGACGUCAUGCAAUCCUUUACUUCGAAUUGGCCUCGAGUACUUUGGCUCGCCGUUGACCAAAAAGGUUUGCACUUACUUGAACACCGUUCCAGAAAUGCAUUAUGUACUUACGAAUACGGGAGCAUACUCAGCUAUAACCCUGCCAUCAACUGCUUAAUGAUUAUUACGGGUACCGAUAAGAAACAAAGCAAAGUCAUAUUGACAACCUCUCAGGCUUUUCAGAUAGCUAAUCUUAUUCGCGAGUACAUGGAGGUAUUGGGUAUACCUUUGGAAAUUCGCAAGCGAGACUCUGCUUUAGUACAGCAGAUGCAGCUUCAACAACAACAGCAACAAGCAAAUGGUACGAGUGGUAAUCGGAAAACUCGGCCAGCAACAGCGUUGCACAGAGGUGCCCCUGUUAUUCAUUCGCAAGCUAGUUAAAGAUAGUUUUUAUCAGUCAUCUACUGGAAAAAGUAGAGUUGCUGUGUAUAUUUAAACUCACAAAUAAUGGAACAUGGUUGUUUCAUGUCAUCUUCCGAUUUGCUAUGUAUAUUUAUUAUUGUAAAACAAACCUGAAAUUUUUAAAUAAGUAUGAUUAUCUAACACGUGGUUGGAAAUAUUAUAAAUUUAGUUAUCAAUCAACUUUGUAAUCUGUUGUACAUUACUUCUUCGAUUCAUUAUCGAUGAAUAUUUUUUAUACGGCGGUCGAGGCAGUCAUUGUACUAUUGAAACUACUUAAUUGUUGACUUGUAUCUAUUUUACUUACACUGUAUAUUUAAUGUGUAAUUUUAAAUAUUACAUGGAAAGGUACAGUUUAGUACGCUUUAAUGUGUAAGCUUAGAAAUUUAUAUGAUAAUUAAAACAGAAACGAUAAUUUAUAACUAAUUGAUCGCUUGUAGAAGGUAAUGAUUAGAUAGUGCAAAUUUAUUACACUGAAUCGUAGAAUUACAAUAAUGCAAAGUACUGCCAUGACAAAUUGUUUAUUGACUUCUGUUGAUACAGAUCACUUGAAACAAUUAAAGAGUUUUCGUACGGAUUAUUGAAUUACAGUAAUGAAUUCCCAUAUUCAUAGAGUUGGCAAUUUAUUUGUGUCGUUAUAUAAUAUAUAUACUUGUAACAGUUGUUGCCUUUUGUAUGAAUAUAACCUAUACCUUGUCGUUUUUAUGAAACGUAAAAACUUGUAAAAACAAUAAAUUGUACGAUGUAUGGGAAAGAGGUUCGUGAUAUCAGCUAUAUGAGGAGAUUAUAUAUAUACACACAUUCAUAAUUGUAAAGUUGCUAGGAAUAAUAAGCAAAGAAGUUAUUAUGACUGCAUUUUCAUCUGCGACUUUUAAAUUUUAUCGAUAAUUUUAAUAAUAUAAAGCUAAUAUUGUUUGAGUGAACUUCAAUUUUUUUAAUUUUAUUAUCGGAUACUAACUAAAAUUCAAGUGAUUCAACAACUUAAUAUCUAGCAAAAUUAGAAUGAUUUAGAAUUUAAUUUUGAAAAUUGACAAUUGUUCACUAUUCGAUGCAAAUCAGUAAGGUUUAUCUACAAAUCGAAAAAUGCGGCUCCCACUGUGUCUGAAAAAGAUGCUAUGAAGUGGUAUACAUCAAUUUUUGUGUUGCCUAUACAAGAAUACGUCUGUGCGAUUAUGACCGUAAAUUAAUUAGAUAUGUAGGCUGUUGGUUAUUCAAACAACGUGAUCUAUCAAUUUUCUGAAGAUAUUUAUACAAGACAAUUUUGCUUGUGAUGUACACUGAUAUUGUAUACUGAUUACUAAAACUUGAUUUUAUGAAUAUAUAAAUGAUUAGCGAUAUAUAUAAAGAAACAUAAGCUGCAUUUUAUAUAAGUGUUUCUGCUUGCGAUAAUAUUCAUUAUUAAAAAAACUAAAGAAAUAUAAUAAAAUGUUUAAUCUUACGCUAUAGCAAUGUAUUCAAACAUAAACUUUGAAUGGAUUGUUUAUAAAUAAGAUUUCAGCCAUCCAGCACGAAUACAUUUUUAUCGCAAACGACGCACAAAAGAUGCAAAUUAUCCAAACUGUACAAAGUUUUUAUGGUGAUUGCCGAUUGAAAUUGCAUAUCAAUCAUUACAUUUUAAGCAAUAUUCCACUUGGAUUGACAUUUUCAUACAUAACGGCCUUGGAAAAAAUAAAUUCACAAUUAGAAACAAGUACUAUCCGCAUCAUAUGACUUACAGAUUCAAUUAACAAAAAAAAUUUUAUAAACUUCCAUCAUUAAAAUUUUGAACACUUUAUACAAAAAUCGGUUUCUAUCUUUAUAUCGUUGUUUGAAUUUUUACAAACAUCAAAGACUUUGUUCAUUAUAUGCGCUGUGCCUCAAUUAUAAUAACGUCCAAAUUGAUAGGUAUGAACACAUUUACGGUAAUAUAAAAAUGAUUUUAUUUGUAAUUAUUUUCUUUAAAUGUAAAAUUUUUUCGUUUAUUUAUACUAGUUGUCAGCAUGUAAAUAUGAGCUAUUGACGGUAAAGAUAGUUCCGUAAAGUAUUUAGCCAAAGUAGAGCAGGCCCAUUGAAACUUCGGACCAAGAUUCGUUAAAUAUUUCAAAUGCAUGAUUUGUUUGUAUAAAGUUUAAUAUAAUAUUAAUGCAUCAAAACUUUUUUCUUUAGAAUGUUAACGCUAACGCCAUCAAACCUGACUUGACGACACAUUUAUUUGGAUAAAGAAUUUUUAAUAGUACUACCUAUGUAUAAAAAAUAGUGGCAUUUUCUUGUACUUUUAUACAGAACCGAUUCAUUUCGAUUUCUUACUAAAAAGCAAUUUGAUAUUUGAAAUAUUUAUAUGAAGAUCUACAACAAACCUGCAGUUAUAAGAAUAAUUCUUUGAUAUUGGAGCUGAAUAUUUAUGAAUGCUAAGGCCGACUGUGAUCAGCACUGAGGGUGCGUUCAAGUAAACCAAGUCUUCAAGGUAAACAUUAAAAAAAUGGGUUGAAACAAGUAAGAGUAUAUCGAUGCGAAGUUGAAGAAAUUAGAGAAGAAAAUCGUCGAGUGCGAAAGUACAUAAAGUUAUAUGUGUGCCUGAUAUGCAAUAUUAUAUAUAGGAAUGCCGAAUGGGUUGUGUAGCUUAAUGAAACAAUAAAAGCAAAUUAAUGAAUUAUUGGUUGACAAUGUUAUUGAAAAAAAUCUAUUAUAAAAGAGAUUGCUCUGUAAAUAUUAUAUAUUAAGUUUAUGGAAUAAUUAAAUGCUCUCAAAUGACGGUCAGCGUGAGAGAAAUAAUGGAGAUAUAUUAUUCGGCAUCACGAACAGUCAGUGCGACAAAGAUGAAGCAGAUGAAACGCACAGUUUGCAUACAUAUAUGCAAACGAAUACAGGCAUGAUAGAACGCGUCUACGUAUUAUAGUAAACGUAUUAAUAUACUCGGACUCUGUAUUGGCAAAAUAAUAAAGUCGCAUUAUAUUGAAAAAA
Phymastichus coffea is the source of this 10374-nucleotide messenger RNA. RefSeq names its product myosin-VIIa (gene Myo81F). Gene Ontology annotation, molecular function: ATP binding; cytoskeletal motor activity; protein binding. Gene Ontology annotation, cellular component: cytoskeleton; myosin complex. Lineage: Eukaryota; Metazoa; Arthropoda; Insecta; Hymenoptera; Eulophidae. The coding region runs from base 445 to 7416 and encodes 2323 amino acids. The record is from RefSeq and is a predicted model, not a curated record. The transcript has 17 exons.